Molecule: messenger RNA, 1454 nt
Organism: Oryza brachyantha (malo sina)
Lineage: Eukaryota; Viridiplantae; Streptophyta; Magnoliopsida; Poales; Poaceae
Product: probable BOI-related E3 ubiquitin-protein ligase 3
Exons: 3
Coding region: 146-1138 (330 amino acids)
Molecular function (GO): ubiquitin-protein transferase activity
Source: RefSeq, a predicted model, not a curated record
CCUCACCCAUCUCUGCCUCCACUACUCCCAUCCAUCUUCUUUCUUAUCUCUCCCGUCCGUUCGCGUUUCCAACUCCGCCACCCAACUCACCCUCCAUUUCUUGCCUUCCCCCGCCGGCUCUAGCUCCGUCUCGUAAUCGGAGGUAAUGGCCGUGCAGGCGCAGUACCUCUCCCACGCCUUCCCCCACGACUUCUAUGGCCUCCGGGCGAUGGAGGGAGCGACGGCGGUGGGUUCUUUGUUCUUGGAUGAUCACGGCGGGUGCGCGCCCGGGUCGGCGGGGAUCGGGCACACGGUGUUGAGCGACCUCCCGCGGAGCGAGCUUACUUGCAACGACAAUAACGGCGGAGGGUACGGGUUCGUGCCGACGAAGAGGGCGCGCGUGGAGGCUGACGAGGCGGGCGCGGCGUUGAUGGCGGCGGCGCAGCAGCGGAUGGUUAUUCCGACGAAUGGCCUUGUUGUGCCCGGAGACGUGCAGGGCAGGGCGAUGGGGUGCGGCGUGGCGUCCACCAGCGGGAGGAUCGCCAAUGCCGCGGGCCUCUCGCAGGGCCUCCUAUCGCAGCUCUACCACCAGGGCGUGGAGAUCGACGCGCUCGUCCGGCUCGAGACCGAGAGGAUGCGGGUGGGGCUCGAGGAUGCUCGCCGACGUCACGUGCGCGCGGUGGUGUCUACCGUCGAGCGCGCCGCGGCAGGAAGGCUUCGUGCCGCGGAGGUCGAGCUCGAGCGCGCGAGGUGCCGCAACGUCGAGCUCGAGGAGAGGCUCCGCCAGAUGACCGCGGAGGGCCAUGCGUGGCUGAGCGUGGCCAAGAGCCACGAGGCCGUCGCCGCCGGCCUCCGUGCCACCCUCGAUCAGCUCAUGCAGUCUCCGGGCGCCCUGAACGGCAACACCGGUGGCGAGGGCGACGCCGAGGACGCGCAGUCCUGCUGCUUCGAGACACCGGAGGGCGACCAAGCGGGCGCUGACGACGCGGCCUCGAAAUCCGUGGCCGCGCUGUGCAAGUCCUGCGGCGCCGGCGUGGCAUCCGUGCUACUGCUCCCCUGCCGGCACCUCUGCCUGUGCAGUGGCUGCGAGGCCGCCUUGGACGCCUGCCCCGUUUGCGGGGCCAAGAAGAACGCUUCGCUCCAUGUCCUGCUGUCCUGAUCACACAGCCAGCCUGGCCUUGGCCAGGCGUGCCUCGCGUGGCCGAGCUCGUCGUCGUCUUCCCCAACGUCUCGGCCGCUCUGGCGCCUACUGCUUGCCACGGCGGCAUAUGAUUUUUGGGGAUAUUGAACUUCUGUUGGACGCUACUAGUAAAAAUUAACAUGGCCGCAUGUAGUCUAGGUUAAUCUUUUGUUAUUAUUACCUGCCAAUGUAUUGAGCCAAGCCUACUUUCCUGAACUGCUGUUCAUAACCCAACCCUCUGUACAUGAUGCCGAAUUUUUUUUUUGGUAGAAAACGUGCUGUAAUCUCGAAGAAA